Messenger RNA from Penicillium argentinense, 2265 nucleotides. Its product is annotated as F-box domain protein. Gene Ontology annotation, molecular function: protein binding. The record is from RefSeq and is a predicted model, not a curated record. The transcript has a single exon. Lineage: Eukaryota; Fungi; Ascomycota; Eurotiomycetes; Eurotiales; Aspergillaceae. Gene Ontology annotation, cellular component: SCF ubiquitin ligase complex. Bases 1 to 2265 code for a protein of 754 amino acids. Gene Ontology annotation, biological process: SCF-dependent proteasomal ubiquitin-dependent protein catabolic process.
AUGGUCGCCCACACGAGGGAUGAAAUCGCGCCCUCCCCUGAAAUGGCAGCCAACUCGACCGCACCGAAUGGAGAGAUCCCGCUCGAACAGCCGCCGAAAUUAAAGGGCCGGCAUCGACUACUGCAGAGCCUCCAGCGCAUGUCGUCCAGCCCGACGUUGACCCGCCGCGGACGAUCUGCAUCCACCGGUUAUCGCCGGGACCACAAGGCUUCCUUAUCGUGUGUCUCGUUAUCAUCCUCCGCAUACUCGCCAUGCCUAGGAAAUGGCAACUCCGAGUCUUCUCAGCCUCAGUCUUAUCAUGCUUUCAGCCCCCGACCGGCGACUCCAGGCCUCGCGGGGUCAUCGGGGGAAUCGCUUGACAUCAACAAUCUCAAUCGGAUCGUCGGGAUCGAGUCGCCCAAUGUUUCCCAGCCUAGAACGAUUCCUUUGCCAGUCGACGUUCGACCGGCCUCCCCGAAGGAGCCACCAUGCAGUCUGACUCCCGAUGUCGUCAAGGUUGAGUCGGUCGGAGGACUUCAGGAGUCACAGCUCGGAUCGAAAUCAACAUCCCAGCUCGUAUCUAAAUCAAGAUCUCGGUCCGAAUCGAAGUUAAAGCCGCAGCUGAAUUUCUGGGAUGCGAUGCCGCAGGAAAUCCAGCUGGAGGUCUUUAGUUACCUCAAGCCCUGCGAGCUCGUGCGUUGCUCUGCUGUCUCAAAGACGUGGAACGAGAUGUGUUACGAUGGCCAACUGUGGGCCAAGAUUGAUACGGCAGAUUACUAUCAGAAAAUUCCUGGUAGCGAUCUAGUCAAUUUAAUCACCUCAGGUGGACCCUACCUCCGGGAUCUCAACAUUCGGGGCUGUGUACAGAUGCAGACUCAAUGGGCGUCGGCUCACGGUGAGCGCAUUGCCAAACUCUGCCAGAAUGUAGUUAAGCUCUCACUCGAGGGCUGUCGCAUAUCGCAGCGCCCCCUGCACAACUUCCUUCGCAACAACUCUCGCCUUGAGUAUAUCAAUCUCUCCGGGCUGAAGAGUGCCGACAACGAUACGCUGAAAGCCAUUUCGGAGUCCUGCCCUCAGCUUGAAAUUCUGAACGUCUCGUUCUGUACCAAUGUCGCUCACAAGGGAUUAACCUACGUCGUUGGGGCCUGUAAACGACUGAAGGAUCUCCGUGCCAGCGAGACCGGAUAUUUUAAUGAUCAACUGAUGAAAGUAAUGCACAAGCGCAACAACCUGGAGCGACUCAUUUUCAGCAACAAAUACAUGUUCGACUGGAGCUUGGAGAUGCUGAUGCAUGGAAAGAAUCCCAAGAUCGACCUGCUCAGCAACCGUCCGAUCGCUCCCCCUCGUCGUUUACGACACCUGGACCUCCACCAAUGCAAGGCGCUGACGGAUAAGGGGCUGAGAUACCUCGCAUACAACGUUCCCAACUUGGAAGGCCUGCAGGUCUCCCAAUGUGCCAAGCUGACGGAUUCCGCCAUCAUCGAUGUUAUUCGCACAACGCCUAAACUAUCCCACCUGGAACUGGAGGACCUCGGCAAACUUACGAACGAGGUUCUUACCGAGCUUGCCCAGGCACCAUGCAGCCAGUCCCUCGAACACCUGAACAUCAGCUUCUGCGAAAGCCUCGGCGAUACGGGCAUGCUUGCCUUGAUGAAGAACUGCCCAAAGCUGCGCUCCGUGGAAAUGGACAACACCAAAGUCUCCGAUUUGACCCUCAUGGAGGCGAGUUUCCAGCUCCGCAAACGCGGAUACGGCAGUGAACUUCCCAAGGUCGGAUUGCGGCUAGUCGUCUUCGACUGCGCCAACGUAACCUGGGCGGGUGUUAGGGAAGUCCUGUCCAGCAAUGCACGCAUUCCUCGCUCCCGAAAACCUGUUCAGCCCAUUGCAACGGUCACUCAAGUCUCCGAAGACGGCUCGUCUCCAACGACAAGCGCCUUUGUCACGCCGAACUCAACACCCCCGCCGCCUCUUCCCACCUAUCCCAACGAGAUCAUCCAACUCAAGUGUUUCUAUGGCUGGCAGCAGACCGUCAAUGAGCAUACGAAGCGCGUUCUGCGCGGAGACCUCCAAUCAGCUAGUCGGAUUGACCGCAAAUGGGCCGACUACAUGAUGAUCCACGAAGAAGCGGGGAUUGCAGGCGCAGGCGCUCGACGACGGAGACGUCGAGCUCGCGAAGCAGAGGAGCUAUUCCAGUUCUAUGGCUAUGAUGAGGACUCUGAGAGUGAAGUCUACCAUCCUCGGGGAGGUCGUCGCCGCGCCCAGAGCGGUGGGUGCACGGUGAUGUAG